AUGGAGAACGGCAAGCCUGUCGAUGAUAGUCUCUACUUCUAUGCGCCUAACAAGGUAGCACCCGUUAUAUUUGCGGUCUUGAUAGCGAUUUCUAUGGUUACUCAUGGAUAUCAGUGCUAUCGUUACAAAUGUUGGAAAGUAACCGGACUACUUCCAUGGUGCGGAUGUAUAUACCUUGCCGGUUUUAUCCUCAGAGAAAUUGGUGCUUUUCAGUAUAGCAAUCUUAAUAUAUAUAUCGCUAGUAUAGUUCUGCUUUACGCUGCACCACCCAUCUACGAACUAGUAAACUACUUCAUCCUCUCCCGAAUCCUCUACUACGUUCCUUAUCACUCUCCUCUCCAUCCCGGUCGCGUCCUCACCACUUUCGGUGCCAUCUCCGCCGUUGUCGAAGCUCUCAACGCUAACGGCGCUGCCCGCCUCGCCAACUCAUCUCUUUCCGAAGAUGCCCAAGAAACAGGUCGAUCUCUUCUCAAAGCCGCUUUAUGUCUCCAACUCGGUAUUCUAGGAGCAUUUGUCUUCCUCGCCGCUUAUUUCCACUUGAAAUGUCACAAACAUUCGCUUUUGCCGAGUAAUUUGAAUAAUGUGUUAAUCACACUUUAUAUAUCGAGUGCGUUGAUCGGAACAAGAACGAUAUAUCGCACAGUUGAAUAUUUCAGUAUCGCAGAUUUGCAUCCCGAGCCCGGGAGGGAAGUUAGUGAUAUUAGUCCGAUUAUUCGAUAUGAAUGGUUUUUCUGGGUGUUUGAAGCUUCGCUUAUGACUUGCAAUACAUUCUUGUUGAAUUGGAGACAUCCGAUGAGAUUUUUGCCGAGGAAUAAUAGGAUAUAUUUGGGGAAAGAUGGGGUGACGGAGAUUGAGGGAACGGGGUAUCAGGAUGAGAGGAGAUGGUGGAUUACGUUUAUUGAUCCGUUCGAUGUUUAUGGGAUGUGUAAGGGGAGAAAUAUGCAUAGAGGAUUCUGGGAGCAGGGUGGUGUGGAAAGCAUGGGGCAAGGAGGCGCGAACCACCAAGUGGAGAGGCAGAGAGAAGUGAAGGAGGGGCAUGGAACAGGCGCUGCAUGA
Messenger RNA from Botrytis deweyae, 1056 nucleotides. RefSeq lists its product as uncharacterized. The transcript is spliced from 4 exons. The record is from RefSeq and is a predicted model, not a curated record. NCBI's taxonomy places the organism in Eukaryota, Fungi, Ascomycota, Leotiomycetes, Helotiales, Sclerotiniaceae. Bases 1 to 1056 code for a protein of 351 amino acids. Gene Ontology annotation, cellular component: membrane.